ACUCAUCCGCACUAGAACUGAUAUGUGCCGUGUAUAUGUGACAUCAGACGACAACAAAUCUGCAAAGUUGUACUCAAUGAUUAACUCUACCUAUUAUUUUUGUUCUUUCUCAGUUUCGCCCAAAGUUUACUGGAGCUGUUUUGUUAAUGAUCAUUCUAAUCUAAAGUCAAUAGCCAUCAACUAAUCUCUUAUAUCAGCCUUCAACUAGACGAAAGAACUUCAAUCAAUAUUCUCAACGCAGCGAUGUUUUUCCGUUCAGCUCUACGAAUCGUCGAGGUGAUAUUUGUAGGCUCAGUAGCUUUGCCGGCCUUUGCCGAAGAGUUUUCUUCGAAGAAAUUUCAACCAUGCAAAGGCAUGAGCGAUUUAAACCUUCGCGAGCGUCAGAAAGCUACAAUGAACACGCUUAAAAUAGCAACAAAGUGCGCUCCCUAUGUCCUGCAGUUUCUAGGUACGUCCUUCGAAGAUUGCGGUCUUACAUAUAUUGACGUCGCGCCGUUAAUUACGAAACUGUUUUGCUUCGGACAACAGAUAAUUUUCGGAAUAUUGGGUGACGAACGAAACAUACUAUACAAGAACGUCACGCGAGAAACCUUCUACCAGCAUGCGAUUGACCUUAUAAAAAUAAUCAAUGGAGUCUACCCUACGAUGAAGCAUCACAAAGGCCAAACGGUACUCUCAAUCCCUGGCUCUUUACUCACUGACUACCUUGCUACCAUGAUGAACUGCUACACAAACAGUACGAAACUUCCUUUUAUUAAGGACCUAAGGUAUAUCCUGUUUAUGGGUGAAAGCUUAAACAAGCAUUUCAUUCAAGUAAUGAAGUGAGACCCAAAGCUGAAACCACCUAAACACAGCCGAUAAAACUCCAGUGCCUCUAUAACGGGUGUUGCCUACAACAAAACAAUUUACAUUUCAUCUAAUCAAUUAUUUAAGCAACUACAUUUCAAAGGUGUACUCAUAUUUACGUAUGUAACCUCAAUUCGUCUAAUAAAAUACGUAUUUUAUGUUGAACCUUAUUGACAACGGGGUUUCUAUCAAUAGGUCGA
Messenger RNA from Varroa destructor (honeybee mite), 1046 nucleotides. RefSeq lists its product as uncharacterized. NCBI's taxonomy places the organism in Eukaryota, Metazoa, Arthropoda, Arachnida, Mesostigmata, Varroidae. The record is from RefSeq and is a predicted model, not a curated record.